UGUGUCCCAAACAAAGUGUCACAAAGAGCUCGGCCCGAGGCAGCCGCGGAGGCGGCUGUAACUCCGCUUUUGUUCUCCUGGCCCGGGGUAGCUGAGCUCUGGCCUCCCUAUCUCCCGACCCUGCCCCCAUUCUCCUCCUGGAUUAUUUUCCACGGGUGGAGUGUGAGGUGUGCUGGUGGAGUCUCUCGUGUGAGAUCACAGGUCCUGCUCUGCCUGCCUACCAGUUUCUGAGAGGGGUAUUUUCCCAGAUCAUCUCCUACCCACCUCCCAGCCUGGGAACUGAGGCUCAUACUGGCACCAACACUGACUUUUUAGGGCCAGCUCUAGUUAAAGAGACUUCAGGCUGUAUAUAUGUCCUCUUUACCCCCCAAUCCCAGGCUCCUCAGAACUUUCAGAAUGGGGUCAAGUUAGGACAUGCUAGAACAUGGGUCUAGGAUAAGACAGGGUGUGUGUGUGUGUGUGUGUUUGUAUUGUACCUCCCUCUCACCUCUUCACAGUUAAUAUGGGAGCCAAUGACUGAAAUUUCAUGCUCCCCCCCCCCCCAUCUCCUAGUCCUUUCCCCAAGAACUCAUUUUAAAAGGUGUCCAGGUUCAGUGUAGUGAGGAUUUGAAGCAGCUCUCAGAGCAUCGAGGUUCAGAGAGCCAUGGAGAGACCUUACCAGUGAGUUGUUCUCUUGUGUGUGUUCUCAAGGUGGUCUUGACUCUGAACUAUCUAAUAAGCCCCCUUUCCAUUUACUCUCCUCUAGCUCUGGGGUUCAUAUUUGUUAGCUGAUUUAGGAGAGGGGAGAUUGCCAACGAGAGGGGGAAAAAAAAUCAUAUGUUGGAGAUGACCAGAGACAGAGGCCUAAUUACUGCUAGGCCCAGGAGACUCUGAUCUUUUUACUGAAUUCUUGACCUUAAAAAUCUUUGAAUCACAAGAUUUGGGGUGAGAGGGGCAGCUUUCUUGGUCCUUUAUUUGGUGGAUUCUUCCGUAAGUCUUUUCACCAUCCACUCACUCUCGGUAGGAUCUGCACUUACCUUCCCGCUUCUGCAUCGGCUCUCCUAGUCUGUGAAAGUAAUUGGCCUGUUGCUUUGGAAAUAUUUCUAAUUUGUAACGCUGGUCCUGCAUCCCUGCAAAGUACAAACAGGAACAAGAUAACCCCUGAUUCCCACUGCGUGUGGAAAGUAGGUCAGAGCCACUCUCUGGCCAAGGCUCAGAGGUGGUGGUUAAGCCUUGAGUAUAGAAAAAUGUGAGGAUUGUCCACAGACAAUACAUGUCUGACUUAGGUUCCAAACCAGGUCACAGACUCCGUCUCUGUUGGUACUCCCUUAUUGAGAGCAAUUUAUGAGCUCUGGUGCCUGAGACCUGGUUUGAUGUAGAAAUGACGGAAGCCAUCUUGACUGGGCCUAGGAGGUCUCGGUGGAUUUUUACUGAUUUUAGGCCACCUUCUGGGGAACUUCCCCUGAGGAGAAAUUCAUCUUCCAUUUGUGCCUUCUAAUGCGUCUCUGCUUUCCAUCCUAGAAACUGCUACAUGCAGAAGUGUGUGUGUAUGUGUGUGUGUGUGUUGUGUGUGUGUGUGCGUGUGUGUAUGUGUGUGUGUGUAUGUGUGUGCGUGUGUGUGUGCGUGUGUGUGUGUGCGUGUGCGUGUGUUUCUCCUUCCAGUGAGGAAGACUUGCCUUUUUUCUCCUCUUUUUGCCUCAGAUAUUAGGCCAUUUUUCCUAGGGCACAUUUUGCUUAGUGUCUUACAGGCAAUUUUAGAGGCCCUAGAAUCCUCUCAGAAUCAGAAUAUGUGCCCAUAGGUUAGUCAGCUAUGACCAUGCAGUAUUCACACACACCCCUCCCAGCCAUCUGCUUCCUCUGAAUAUACCAGAUUGGCUGUACACCAGGAUGUUCCGGGAAUCCCCAGGAAAGCAACAGAAUGUGAUGGACUCCAAUACGAUGCCUCAGUAACUCAUUCCAGGAUGUACAAACUGUAACUGUUAUGACAUUCUGUAUAGCUAAUUAAAAUUUUUCUAGGUGUGCGUAUUUUCUAUUUUCAAUGACGUCGAAAAGGCCACAGUAAUUCCUCUGGUAGAUACCCCUCUAUAGUUUCUCUGACACCCCUGCAUAGGUUCCAAAUAGGAAUAUAUAUAUAUAUAUAUAUAUAAAUCCACUAGUUUCUGUGUCCCCUCUCUGGUUCUAAAAUGGCCAAUGUGGCCUCUCUAGCACUUCCUAGCUCUAUCUGUGGUACUGAGGUAGCCAGAGGGCCAUCUCUAGUAGCCCACUGCACUCUCCAUGGUACUGAAGGAAUGGCCAUUUGUUUUAGCAUCUCUUGGGGGCCAGAAGAGUCCUGAGACUUAAAACCACACAACUCUCAAGUUUGCAGGGACUUCAAAUUCAAAUUCAGCACAACUCAUUUCCCAGAAGGCAAGCCGAGAUGAUAACUGGUUACUGGAGGUUGGAAGGCCUAGGCUUGCAAUAGCCUGUACUCCUUAGUUCUAUUCUAACUCCUUUAUGCAGUUGCCAGUGAGCCUGCUAGGGCUGUGGCCUCAGUAACAGUCUCAUUUGGAGGACCCGUAGGCCAGGAAAGGAUACCUGAAUUUGGACCCACAGAAACACGCAUAUUAAGCGGCAGUGCUUUUCUACUGAUGUUUGGUCAGGACGUCUUGUUUGUUUUGGCUCUGAAAAGUCAGAUUCUGCAUGUGACAAGGGUUUGCCCCUUCAUAAAGUCUUGCCACCUCCACUAAAUGUUGAAAAUUAAAAAAGCUUUGGACCCCCCAGUGUUUUCUUUGCUGAUAGGCAGGGCUAACUCCUGGCCCAGUUCUCUUCAAAUUUGUAAGUAAAGCAAUGCUGGAGUCCUCUUUCUUAGUAACCCAUUUCAGUUUCAUAAGUCUCAUUGUAAGGAAGUUCUUUAUUGAGUAUUAUGUCUGAGGUUUAAAAGAAGAAGCUAGGCCCAAGUUCAUCUAGCCUGAGCAAGAUACAAUUCUAUAUGGAAGAAGGAAGGUAGAUUGGAUGACUUCUGGUCAUCCACUGAAGCUUAAAUUCCAUGACCUUGUCAGCAGUUAAAUAUCAGGAAAACCUCUCCCCCCGCCAUCCUCUUCCUCAACUCUGUCCUUCCCAGCCCUGUGCUACACUUGUCACGGGUAGGGAAUUUUAGAUGGAGAAUUUUAACCCCUUCCUGCUCAGAGCUUGUGUGGCUCCCCUAUCUGUGCAGAUGGCAAGGCCCCGCCCCCCAUCCCUCACUCCAGCCUCUUGAGCUCAGAGCCAGUGUAAUCCUCCUCUUGUGUGAGGAGCCUCUCCCCUGCAGAGAGGAGGAAAGCCUGCUUCGGAGCAGCUCUGGACAAAGGGGCUGAGAUGCCCCGUCAAACCACAGGCUCCAAGGUUUGAAACGGGGUGAAACCUAAAUGGGAUUUGCAGUUUUUAACCCCUUCCCUAGGCUGGUAGUGCCCCUUAACUUCCAGGCCUCCCCCAACUCUCUUCAUUCCCUCUGUAGCUGGCUCUCCCUUCAUGCCCCUCCCCCUCUGUCUCCAGCCUCUGCUGCUGGGAGGUGCUUCUCUCCCAUGCAUGAAUGAGUCUCUGUAAUGAAUGGAAAUGAAUGGAUCAGGAAUCCGGGGAGGGGGAGGGGGAGGAGGAAAGACCAGAAGACUGGGUGCCGGCAGAAGCAAGGAAGUGGAACCUGGAGGGAUUCUGCCUGGCUGGCCCUGGGUCGGAGUGGAGCUAGUACCAUUUGGAUAACAGGAGUAUGGCUAGCCCUCCACAUUUGUUUAUCCAGGGGCACAGCCCAACGCGAGUGGAAGAGGGGUAUACUAUGAUGGCCUCCCACAUUGUGUGUGUGUGUAUGUGUGUGUGUGUGUGUGUGUGUGUGUGUGUAGUGACGGCGGUUCUGGACUAGGUGUUUAAAACAUCAUUUGGAGGAGGAAGUCUGUAUUUAUCAUACGAGUUGGCAGAUGAAGGGAUGCAAGUUUUGAGCACAGCAAAUAAGAAGCCUGUGAUACCCCAAGAUCACAGUAGGAAGAAGGGAUGGGUUUCAAGGAUACAGGCUGCUAAGUGGGGUGACUCUACUGCUGAAAGCCAGGGCUCAUCUUUCCUCCAAUCGCUCUGUCUUGUUUUAGCACCUCCGCACCUGUUGCCUUCAUUAGCAGCUUUUCUUCCUCCUCCUUCCAAUCCUCAGAACCAAAGAAUGUGAAGGGGGUUCAUGGAGGGCUCACGUCCCCGCAUCCUGGUCGGCCACCUAGAGCCUUCCCCACCAGCCUUCGACGGCGAGCUGGAUCUGCAGCGCUACUCCAACGGGCCAGGUGUCAGCGGGACUCCAGGACCCGGCUCGCCUGGGAUGGGAGCAGUGGGCUGGUCUGAGACUCGUGCAGGCGAACGGCGCUUCCCUUGUCCUGUGUGCGGAAAGCGCUUCCGAUUCAAUUCCAUCUUGGCUUUGCACCUGAGAGCCCACCCGGGCGCCCAAGCCUUCCAGUGCCCACAUUGCGGCCACCGCGCAGCGCAGCGGGCUCUGCUGCGCUCACACCUCCGAACGCACCAGCCGGAGCGUCCACGCAGCCCUGCUGCACGGCUGUUGCUGGAGUUGGAGGAACGGGCCCUGCUACGCGAAGCCCGACUUGGGAGACCCAGAAGCUCAGGGGGCAUGCAGUCCAGCCCUGCCUCAGAGGGCCUGGCUCGCCCUCAGGUCCCUUCCUCAUCUGCCUUCCGUUGCCCUUUCUGCAAAGGCAAGUUUCGCACCUCAGCGGAGCGGGAACGCCACCUGCAUAUCCUGCACAGGCCCUGGAAGUGCAGCUUGUGCAGUUUUGGCUCCAGCCAGGAGGAGGAGUUGCUGCACCACAGUCUGACGGCCCACGGGGCUUCCGAGCGCCCCCUGGCGGCUACAUCUACGCCUGAACCCCAACCUCCACCCCAGCAAGAACCCAGAUCUGCCCUUGAGCCUGAGCCUGAGCCUGAACCUAGGCCAGAGCCUGACCGUGAGGCAAACCCUGCCCCGACUCCUGCACCUCCGGAGGAGCCCCCUGCGCCACCUGAGUUCCGUUGCCAGGUGUGCGGCCAGAGCUUUACACAGUCCUGGUUUCUCAAGGGUCACAUGCGCAAGCACAAGGCCUCCUUUGAUCAUGCAUGCCCCGUCUGUGGUCGCUGCUUCAAGGAGCCCUGGUUCCUUAAGAACCACAUGAAGGUGCACACCAGCAAGCUGGGUCCUUUGCGUGCUCCAGGCCCUGGCUCUGCACCCGCCAGGGCCCCUCAGCCUCCCGACCUGAGCCUACUGGCAUAUGAGCCACUGGGCCCUGCGCUUCUCCUGGCCCCAGCACCCGCUCCAGCUGAGCGCCGAGAGCCCCCAAGCCUCUUAGGCUACCUGAGUGUACGAGCUGGGGAAGUACGACCCAAUGGUGAGGGUGCUGACCCUGGAGGUGGCCGAAGCUAUGGAGGGUUCCGCCCACUGCCUUCAGCUCUUCCCAACCGGGCUCGGCGGCACCGUGCAGAGGAACCAGAAGAGGAGGAAGAAGUGGUGGAGGCAGAAGAGGAGAGCUGGGCCCGAGGCAGGUCGCUGGGCUCUCUGACUUCCCUGCACCCCAACCCAGGUGAGGGGUCAGGACAGCCUGCACCUGCCGCAGGGGCCCAGGCAAGGUCCUCGGCCACCCAAGAAGAAAACGGGCUGCUGGUUGGAGGGACACGAUCUGAAGCGGGCCGUGGGGCCACUGGCAAGGACUGCCCCUUCUGUGGAAAAUCUUUCCGCUCUGCGCAUCACCUAAAAGUGCAUCUUCGUGUGCAUACAGGUGAGCGCCCCUACAAGUGUCCACACUGCGACUAUGCAGGUACCCAGUCGGGCUCGCUCAAGUAUCAUCUUCAGCGUCAUCACCGAGAGCAGAGGAGCAGUGCAGGUCCUGGGCCUCCCCCAGAACCCCCGCCACCUUCCCAGCGGGGCUCACUGCAGCCGCAGUCAGGAGCCAAGCCAACUCAGGCCUCUGCCACCUGGGUAGAGGGCACUGCAAGUACCCGGCCUCCUUCGAGCAACACCGGACCGGGGUCCCGUAGGAAGCCUGCUAGCCCUGGGAGGACCCUGCGCAACGGGCGAGGUGGUGAAGCCGAACCCCUGGACCUGUCCCUACGGGCGGGCCCGGGAGGUGAGGCCGGGGCAGGGGGUGCACUUCACCGCUGCCUCUUCUGCCCCUUUGCCACUGGAGCUCCUGAGCUCAUGGCUUUGCAUCUGCAAGUACACCACAGCCGUCGUGCUCGGGGCCGCCGGCAGCCCCGAGCCGACACGUCUCCAACCUAUGUCCGGGCACCAUCGGGAGAGACCCCUCCCAGUCCUCCACUAGAAGAGGAGGGCAGCCCAGGGCUGUCUAGAUCCGGAGAGGCAGGUCUUGGGGGGCAAGAACGGUAGGGAGUCCUCUUAGGAGUGAUUAGCUUAGUAAGCUUACCCCGCAGGAGCGGGGAAGUGCUAGAGGUAGUUGGGUAGAGCAGCCAGCAGGGAGCAGUGUGGGACCCGUAUCCCAGCCCAAGGUGGACCAAGAGGUAAAGUGGGCAGUGGGUGAAGGAGAGUGGGCAAGCAGCACCCACCCAGCCCAGAGGAGUCACAGUGCCUUAGAAGUGGCAGAGGUGAGGGUCAAAGAACGGGGUCCUAGGGCUGGUAGAGGAUGUGUUCCUGUUAAGGAGCCACUCUGCCAGUUUCUGCUGGUCCAUAGGCAUGAGAGUUUAUUUUUGUAUAAGGGGUGGGGGUGGGGGGCACUGUACCCUUCUAGCCCUAUCAGGGGCCCUGUAGACGUUGCUAUUUUUGGUACGAUUCCUGUCAUCCCUGUUGAAGAGUCAUGUCCCCAAUAAACAGGUGUCUUGAGGCACAAG
Mus pahari (shrew mouse) is the source of this 6792-nucleotide messenger RNA. RefSeq names its product zinc finger protein 219 (gene Znf219). The transcript has 4 exons. The record is from RefSeq and is a predicted model, not a curated record. Gene Ontology annotation, biological process: regulation of DNA-templated transcription. NCBI's taxonomy places the organism in Eukaryota, Metazoa, Chordata, Mammalia, Rodentia, Muridae. The coding region runs from base 4154 to 6334 and encodes 726 amino acids. Gene Ontology annotation, molecular function: DNA-binding transcription factor activity, RNA polymerase II-specific; RNA polymerase II cis-regulatory region sequence-specific DNA binding. Gene Ontology annotation, cellular component: nucleus.